Molecule: messenger RNA, 2634 nt
Organism: Schistosoma guineensis
Lineage: Eukaryota; Metazoa; Platyhelminthes; Trematoda; Strigeidida; Schistosomatidae
Source: the annotation of a GenBank genome assembly
UAACGCUCAUGACCUCUGAAUCUGAAUUGACUCGUGCGCUACAGUUAUGAGCAAAGUCUCCGGGUUCUUUAAGAAGACGGGUUUUAGCUCAUGUUUGGUGGCGUGUUUCUACAGUGCACGUGUCAAUAGUGAACAUUAUUUCGUACAAUUCAGAAGACGCGGAGUGUUACAAAUUUGUGCUACAUUCUACGUUAAAUAAGAGUUGAGGGUCUACCUCAAUGACUAAGUUUCGUUGUGCAUUCUUCUUUCUAUAGCCAGAAAAUAGAUAUUAUCUGUCCCAUAGGUCGUCUAAUGUGAAACACCAAAAUGAGACAUAUCCGCGCUGUGAUUUCAUCUACAAAAUUAGUAGAAUCAGUGCGUCAAACUUUAAUAUUCCUGGUUGUCAUAGUAAUCUAGGUGGCCUUCUAAAGCAUCACUACGUACGUUUAGUUGAGUAAAAAGUCCCUCAUCGUUUUUUUUGCCAGUGUCCGGAAAACCUUUGAAAAUAAAAUGUUGAUGGUUUGCAAGUGUAUGGUCUUAGGAAAUCUAAAUCUAGUGCUCUAUCUGACCACAACUUAGAAUUAACGAGGUCAGCUUAAUGCAAUAGUUAGCGCAUGUUGUAAUAGUGCCAACCACUUUGGAGUGAGCAUUUCCCAUAUUUUGGUUCCUUUGUCGUAUGUCUUAUAACAUUUAUGCUGCUAAUCGAGUGGCUAGAUAAAACUAUGUGAUUUUCUUAGGUUACCAAGCCCUCAAUUUAAAGCUAUUCUGAAAGGAGUUGAGCCGUUUUAGACCCUGCAUACGUAAUAGUAGUCAGUGGAUACAAUAUAUUUAUCCGUCAUGUAGCUUUAUUCGAAGUGUUUGAACUUUUCAAUCAUUUGUAUCGUUACUGUAGGCAGACGUGCGUAACUGCUUAUUGUAAGCCCCGACAUCUACUUUCAUCGUUUUGCUUUUAUAGGAAAGCUUUCUCACGUCAGAAAAAUCUUUUAGUCCAUGGUAAAUGUGCAUUUAGCUCUUCGCAGAAGUAAUAGAGCAUUUUCUUUUAUAGAAAAAGCAUAUGGGUAGUCGUUUUACUAGUGUAAAACCAUGUAUUGAAGCAUAUCCUCUAUUAUUCGAAGUGAAUUUGUGUAUCCUUGGACUCCGUGUGAGAUCCAAAAUACUGGUCUUGAAUAAGAGUAGUGGUUGUUUUGAACUUUGUUUAAUUUUGUACGUGGUAGCGUCACAGAAUUUAAGCUCUUCGAGGGCCUAUGUACUUGUUGCUGUUUUUGUCUGACAAUUAGCCCGCUACUCAUUAGUUUGUAUUCUUGUCUUGUGUCGUAAGGUAAUUUGUAGAUAUAUCGUAUUUCCCUUUGGAUGGUUUAGGUAGUCGUUUCUUCACAACCACUUCUGGAUGCUUGGUAGAGGAGCCCAUUGUUCUAAGCAAAUUGAAACGGGGGACUGGUGGGAGAGCCUCAUUUAAUGGCAUGACCGUGACCGUGUUUGGUGGGACUGGAUAUUUAGGCCGGAAUUUAAUGGCACAGCUCGCCAAAACUGGAACACAGAUUAUCCUUCCAUACAGAUGUGAUCCUCAUAUGAUCAGAGAUGUAAAAGUUAUUGGGGAUCUGGGACAAGUUUUAUUUUUGCCUUUUGAUUUGAAAGAUGAUGAAUCCUUAAGAAAAGCCAUGAAGUAUAGUGAUGUGGUCAUUAAUCUAACAGGCACAGAUUCUGACACUAGAAACUUUACUAUUGAACAUGUACACAUUGAUGCGGCCUCGCGGAUUGCAAGGAUAUCUAAAGAAUUAGGAGUUCAGCAACUGGUUCAUGUAUCUGCACUGUGUCAAAAUAAGAAUCCUCCGAAAUAUGUUCGGAAGCCCUCUCGAUAUAUGAUAUCUAAAGCAAUUGGUGAAGAGGAGGUUCUGCGUGAACGCCCAGACGCUACGAUUUUCAGACCAGCUGAAAUAUGGGGACCACAUGAUCGUUUUUUGUGCUAUUUUGCUUCAAGACCUCGGCGAUUCCAUAGAUUUCAAAAUGUUCAUAUCCCAUUAUGGGCUCGUGGCAAAAAUACCGUAAAGCAACCUGUUUGUAUACAUGAUCUUGCCCGUGGAAUUGUCAAUUCAUUGCAUAAUCCAGAGUCACUAGGACAGAUUUAUGAAGCCGUUGGUCCUCAUCGUUAUCGAUUAGAUGACUUAGUAAAGUGGAUUUAUUUCAUUUGUCGAUACUUACCUAGUGAGGUAUACGUAACUUCAAUGACCCCCUUGUUUUUAGCCCGAACUUACAUCUAUGAACGUCUUUCUCCCAAUUAUUCCCACCUUACAUUUGAACGGUUAGAGAGAGAAAGUGCUACGGAUAUUUUAUCUGGUUGCCCAACACUUGAUGACCUUAAUGUCAAGCUAAGCAAAUUGGAGGACCACAUUAAUCAUAUUGUAUUUCUUUACCGCCGGCAGCAUUUCUAUUGGGACGCUCUUGGUGAAUUUCCGGAACCACCUCCUCCUCCUAUCCAAUUUCAAUAAGUUUCUGCUUAAUUUGAAUUCAAUACCUAGAAUUCAUAGUAUGGUAUUGUUGUUUGAGAAAUAAAUAUAUACAAACAAUCACUCAGCAUUAAUGCAAAAUUUUAAAUUGCCUAAUCAGUUUAUUACAAUGGGUGGUAAUGUAGUUAUAGAAAUUUAAACUUGAACAUAG